GCUGCGAGCGAAGCCGCGAGAGCCACCCUCUCAUGGGCGCCCCUUAGCCCGGCGGCUUCGCUGGCGGGCGCGCCCCUCCUGCACCCAGCCGGGCCUCCUCGUCGCUCCCUCCGCCUCGCCCUCAGGAUGCUCCCGAGCCCCGCCACGUCCACCCCCUUCUCGGUCAAGGACAUUCUCAAACUGGAGCAGCAGCAGCAGCAGCAGCAGCAGCAGCAGCAGCAGCAGGAGCAGCAGCGCCUCGAGAUCCCCCUCGAACCGCCCUUCCCCGUCGCGGCCGUCGCCUCCUGCUUGCUGGGCUGCCGGUUCUCCGACGGGGAGGACGACGAGGAGGACGAAGACAAGUUGCCCUUGUUAAGCUCCAUGGCGCUGCCGGUUGCGAGGAGCCAAGGAGACGGGGGCCUCUCUCCGGGGAGCUACGUGCAGGCGAUGCUGCGGAGCACCUGCGAGUCCAAGGGCCUCGUGGAGGAGGGAGAGCUGGCGCGGGACGCAGGAGCAGGGAAGGAGGCCGCGGAGGAGUCGCCGGACCGGCCCAAGGCGCGCGGCCGGAGGAAGCCGCGGGUGCUCUUCUCGCAGGCGCAGGUCUUCGAGCUGGAGCGGCGCUUCCAGCAGCAGCGCUACCUGUCGGCCCCCGAGCGGGAGCUGCUGGCCAGCAGCCUCAAGCUCACGUCCACGCAGGUCAAGAUCUGGUUCCAGAACCGGCGCUACAAGUGCAAGCGGCAGCGGCAGGACAAGGCCUUGGAACUGGGCGGCCCGACGGCGGGCGCCCCGCAGCAGCAGCCCCCGCCGCCGCCGCGCAGGGUGGCCGUGCCGGUGCUGGUGCGCGACGGCAAGCCGUGCCUGGGCGGCUCGCAGGCCUACAGCACGCCCUACAACGCCAACGCCGCCUACCCUUACAACGGCUUCCCCAACUACGCCUACGGCGGCUCCCCCGCGGCGGCGUACAGCGCCGGCUACGGCUGCAGCUACCCGGCGGGCGGCGGCGGGGGCCCGUCGGUGCAGCCGCCCGCUGGGCCCUACGUGAACAUGACUGGCUUCCCCGGCGGCGCUCAGCCGCUGCACCAGGGGACGGCCGGCCCUUCCUGCACUCAGGGCAUCCGAGCGUGGUAGCCCCGCCGGACGGAGCAGCCCCUGCAGUGCCGCGCUGCACAGCCAGGGCAGAGACGGAGCGCCGCCCCGCCGCCCGCGCCGCCCGAACCUGCUUCUGCGCCAGCGGUGGGCCAGCUGCGUGGCCAGGCAGAGAGACUCACUCAGG
Molecule: messenger RNA, 1252 nt
Organism: Varanus komodoensis (Komodo dragon)
Lineage: Eukaryota; Metazoa; Chordata; Lepidosauria; Squamata; Varanidae
Gene: NKX2-3
Product: NK2 homeobox 3
Exons: 2
Coding region: 127-1107 (326 amino acids)
Biological process (GO): regulation of transcription by RNA polymerase II; cell differentiation
Cellular component (GO): nucleus
Molecular function (GO): RNA polymerase II cis-regulatory region sequence-specific DNA binding; DNA-binding transcription factor activity, RNA polymerase II-specific
Source: RefSeq, a predicted model, not a curated record